Messenger RNA from Cucumis melo (muskmelon), 4374 nucleotides. Its product is annotated as bZIP transcription factor 53. Gene Ontology annotation, biological process: positive regulation of DNA-templated transcription. Lineage: Eukaryota; Viridiplantae; Streptophyta; Magnoliopsida; Cucurbitales; Cucurbitaceae. The record is from RefSeq and is a predicted model, not a curated record. Gene Ontology annotation, molecular function: transcription cis-regulatory region binding; DNA-binding transcription factor activity. Gene Ontology annotation, cellular component: nucleus. Bases 827 to 1258 code for a protein of 143 amino acids. The transcript has a single exon.
ACGAAAGACAGUUACUUACACGGUGUCGUCACGUCCCAUGCCAUUUUGCCAGCUAUGACACCGACGCGAUUCCAUUAAAUUACUUUUUUCUUUUUCUUUUUCUUUUUCUUUUUCUUUUUUAUGAUUAAAAAUAAAAUAUAUCCCAUUUCUUUACUUCAGCCCUUCACGAUUCUCUCCUAUAAAUACCCCUUUCCCACGCCUUGCCUAACCUUCUUUCGCCUCGCAUUUCGCUCGCUCCGCAUUCCGCCUCCUUAAGCUAAGUCUCCUUUUCCUUUCUUUCUUUCUUUCUUUCUUUCUUUCUUUCUUUCUUUUUUAUCUCUUUCCUUUCUCUUUCUUGCGUUUCUCUUUUUCAUUUCUCUCUCUUCUCUUUUGAUUCUCUUCUUCAAUUUGGAAUCUCUCUUCCCUUGAUUUCUGCCUCUUCUUCCUUCAUUCAUAUCUCCUACUCCCUCUGUUUGUCUCUCUUCUUCUGUUCCAAUAUCCAGGUUUUCGUUUGCCCUUCCUUCUAGGGUUUUGUUGAAUUUCCUCAGAUGUUUUUAGGUUUUCUAUGACGUUCUCUUUAUUAAGGCGACGUAUUCGUAUCCUCCACUCGUUUUCUGUCGUCUUUCUCUACUGGUUCUACGUUUUCUCAUGAACUACUGAUCUUCAACUUCUUCUUCCUCCUUCGAAUUCCAUUCAUUCAGCUGUACAUCGGGACGUUCGUUUCAUUUUUAUCGGGUUAGAUUCUGAUAAUAGGGCUUUUGACCUCGAGAUUAAUUCACGGGAAGUAAUUGAAAGAGACGAUUAUAUAUAUAUAUAUAUAUAUAUAUAUAUAUAUAUAUAAAUAAAUAUGGCUUCUAUUCCAAGGCAAACCAGUUCGGGAUCUAAUGGAGCUUCUCCUCCAUCUGCUCUUCCUGAUGAGAGGAAGAGGAAGCGGAUGCAAUCUAACCGUGAAUCGGCUCGGAGAUCUCGGAUGAGAAAGCAGAAGCAAUUAGAGGAUCUUGCUGGUGAGGUAAGCCGAUUACAAAUUGCCAAUAAUCAGCUUGUGCAGAGCAUUGGUGCAAAGGAGCAAGCUUUUGUCCAAGUCGACAACAUGAAUAAUGUUCUCAGGGCUCAAGCUAUUGAACUCACUGAUCGUCUGCGCUCCUUGAACUCUGUCCUUCAUAUUGUAGAGGAGGUUAGCGGCCUUGCUAUGGAUAUCCCUGAAAUACCCGAUCCGCUCUUGAAGCCCUGGGAGCUCUCUCGCCCAGUUCUGCCUGUAGCUGACGUGUUCCUCUGUUAGUCACUCCUUAUUAAGGGGAUUAGGGAUCCCACAUUUGCGAGUCUUUUUGUCCAUUGGAACCAUAGUCGUUUUUGAAUUUAUCGCAGGUCUUAGGAUUCUGCUGUUUGUGUCUGUGUUUGCGUGUCAUGUAAUAGUGGUUGGUUGUGUAUCUGCAAGUGUGGAUUAGUCAGGACAAUGUCUAGAACACGGUACUUUAUGUGUUUUUUGUUUAUUGAAAUGAUACACUAAUGUUAUCUGUAUUUCGGAACUUCUAUACAUGCUCGAUCUACUGAUUUCUCUAUGAGUAAUUGCUGAAACGAAGAAGUUGAUAUCAAUGACGUAGAAUUUGAUCUUCUACAUUGAAAUAUUGAUGAUGCAAAGAUCUGUGGGUGUUUCCUGUUAAUUUUGCUGUUUUAGAAUAUGGGGUUGUUGCAUUUUGAACCGAGUUCAAUUCUAUCCCUGUUACAAAUUUGAUUUAGAUUAUCAGGAAUUUUGCCGCCUUACCUUUUGAAUUGAUUCAUUACAGUUGAAUAAAAAAAAAAAAAAAAGUCUCGUGGCUGGAUUUGAUUCAUGGUUAUCACGGAUGAGAAAGGAAUAUGCCUCAGAUUGUGGGCUGGAGAAACCCCAGAUGAGUACUGUUCCUUAUACUAAUCCAUUAUGUAAUGAUAGAGUUGAUAUAUAGAAUAUAUAUUUUUCUAUGUUGAACUUCUUUGAUUUUAUCCUCUUGGAUUCUUCCUGGAAUCUUGUUUCUGGUCUUUAUUUGGACCUCCUCUUUGGUUUGGCUUUGUGUGCUGCAGCAGGGUCUUUUGUAGUUGGAGUUGGUAGGUAGGGGAAUUAUUUAAUAGGAAAAGAGGUAGAUAAAUACAAUAAACAGAGUCUCUUUCCAUUAAUAGUUUAUUUUAUUUUGCUAAAAGGUACGUUUAGAUAUUAUAAUGAAGAUUAUAGAUAUAAGUCAAAUUAGUCCAAAAACACAAUAUGCUUUUAUUCUACUAUUGCUUGUCAAUGAGCAAAUUUGACCUGCCUGCCCCUUGGUUCCGUGGGUAAAUCUAAAUUAUCAAAUGUGAAAUUGUGUAUUUCUUCUUCUUUUAGAAUGUGCUGUGAUUCUUUUCUUCAUAAACUAAACUUAUUCUCUAAAAGUAGCCUUCUCGCCACAAAUUGCAUAGAUAUAAAAUCUAAAGGUGACGUAAUUUUCCAUGGUCUCUGUUUCUUUAAUGAAGAAACUAUCAAACUGCCACUUGUUUCUCGUAUUUACUUUUAUUUUUAAACAAUCUAGUUCUGUCUGAUUCUGUUGCUGUUCUAAUAAAACUGUUUUCGGUCUUUGGGACAAAAUUUUAGUGAGUAUUUUGUUGAUUGGUUUUGAAAAGUUAUCCUGUCGCAGGUUCUUUAGAUAUUUUCAUAGAUGUGUGUGGUUGUCUUUUUGAUGAUUAUUGAACUACUUAGUUGAUACCCUUUCUGUUCUUUGAAGUUUGGAAUGUUAGUCAACCUGAAUUGUUUUUCUUGUUCGCACUAAUCAUUCUACAUCUUUAAACUAGUUUUCUCCCCAGAGUUAAUGGGAACAUUACAGAAGUUGACGGGAAAAAUUCAUAAGAGUGAUUUUUAAUUUUAAGAAUAUCCAUAGAAAAUGAAAAGAUAAAACGAAUAAGAAAAACGUAAUUUUCAAAAAUAAAAAUGUUCACAAAUAAAUGAGGCCUCUUUUUGUUUUGAAAUAACAUCAAAGAGGACCUUGAAAAAUGAAAAAUAAGGGUCUUUACACUCAUGACAGUGUACUCUCAAUGUGCAAACCUUACAUCAUAUCAAUGAGAUAUGUUUUCAAAAAUAAGUUAUUUAGUUUUUAUUAUAUUUACAUAGGUGAGGUUGCCAAAAAUUGUUUUGAAAUCAAUUACCUCAAGAGUAGGUUAGUGUAUGACAUGUAGUCUACUCUCUGAUAUGCAAUUGCCAAGCUUUUACAUAUCCUUUGAGAAUACAAUCAUAUUGAAGCCUUGAGGAAAAAUUGUUAAGUCUAAGGAGUUAAUAGUGAACCUCAAGAAAUAGUUGAGUUUAAGGAGUUUAUAAGGUAUAACAUGAUGAGCUUUAGUAGUGGCAUCUAUAAACCCUUGGGUCAAACAAAUACUAAUGUCUCCAACUUCAUAUUUCUCGACUCCUACUCUUACUCUUUGGUCUAAACAGCCUUUUUAAGUGGUUCCAAAUUGAAAGUUUAAACUCAAACCUCUGCUUCCAUUCCAUAUGUAGAAGUACUGGGAUGGUCUUUAUUGAUUUUUAAAUUCACAAACCAUGAAACAUAAUUUGAAUUAAUUGAAAACUGAAUAAAGUUUUCCUUGUCUAUCUGCAGAUAAAAUUUCAUCCUUUAUAAUUCCCUAGGUUCCCACUUGCUCUUGAUAGGCAAUUCAUAAGCAAGAAAUUACCAAAUGUAAUGAACCUCCUUAAAGGGAGACAAGGCUUUGACCUCAUAAACACUUCUAAGGAUUUGCUUAAGAUUAAUCUAUAAAGAGUGCAAUAUUUUUACUUGAUUAAUACAUUAGAUAAUAUCUAAAGCUUUUAACUAAGACAAGUUUAUGGCCAUUUCAUGCAACUUUUGUAAAAUCAACAACUUUAAAAAGUUACACAACGAUAUGUCAUCCAAUAACUUUAAUUCAAAUCAAUAUGUAGAUGAAAUAAAAUGUCUAAAACUUAAUAUCAUUUCAUUACUCAGUUGUCGUAGGUGCGACAUUCCUCAGUCUCUGGGUUGUCCUUGCAAUAGUUUUCCAAUGGAUCCGAUUCCUUCUUUCUGUCACGUGCAUGGCUUGCUGCUGCGCUUAAUUCCUCAACUUCGUCCCACGCUGCAGCACACUCGCCACUCACGGGGUCACCUGCACAAGCCUCCUCCGCAUUUUUUAUGCUCUCUUCUACCUUAUCCGAUAUCUUAUCCGGUGCAGCAUGAACCGGUGGGACUCUCAACCUUAUGGCUCCAACUCGGGUCGAUUGCUUCCACGAGCAGCGGAGCCACCCAACAUUGAGAGGCUGUACUUUAGGUGUCUGGGCUGCCUUGGCCAAGAUUCUUGGACUUGAGAGGUUCACUCCGGAAAUGGUAGCCAUAUCUUUGUGUAGGGAAGAAGUAAUGUUAAAGUUCAAUUGUGAGCUUGAAGAAGGAUAUAAAUCAU